Molecule: messenger RNA, 1184 nt
Organism: Suillus plorans
Lineage: Eukaryota; Fungi; Basidiomycota; Agaricomycetes; Boletales; Suillaceae
Exons: 2
Coding region: 1-804 (267 amino acids)
Source: RefSeq, a predicted model, not a curated record
AUGCCCGACGCCUUUGGCAUGCCAUUCAGGACAGAACAAUCAGCUCCAAGAUUCACCGGCGACACUUGCGGACUCAUUCAGUAUGCUAUUAAGUAUAACCGGUCCACAGAUAAAUUGCUAUGGGCAGGAUGCCCCGAAGCCAAAGGAACAUCUUGGUUAGAAUUUGCUAAUGAAAUUUUGUGGUGCUAUCCAGAACAAGGCAUAGAUAAGUAUGUCCGACCCGACCCUCCGAAGUCCGAAAUAUCCGGACCCGACGGACCCAAUGAAUCCAAAGAUUAUGAAGUUUGGACGCUUCAAUCAGAAAGUCAUGAAGACACGCCCGUUCAAGAACUCAUCGAAGUAGAAGGAUCCGCAUCCGAAGAUUUUAAUGCAACAUCCGAUGCCCCAGAGGAAGUCCGAGUCUCCGAAAUUUCGGACUUGACCUUCGGACAAGUUCAGCUACCAUUGGAACAAUUGGAUUCAUUUGUCGAAGUCAUUUAUACGGAGAUACUAACACCAGAAGUCAUAGGAACAGAGCUAACACAUCUAGGAGACGAUGGACCCGAAAUACCUGAAAUGUCGGCCGAAGAUUUGUCCGAAAUUUCGGACAUUGACAUUAUCAUCCGGUUUACCAAUGCUUUCAAUACCCUCGUCCAUCGCACUCCCAGAUUGCAUUUUACCAGUAUGAAAGCCAAUGACAUCUUUACCUUAGGAAAAAGCUAUAGUCCGAAACCCCGAAAUUUGGGGUUACACAAUACCCGAAAAACGCGCACAUAUGUUCAUAGUUUGCACAUACCAGCAUCGCACAUUUUACCCCGGGUUUAGGCCGGUGUUUCAUAUCUCAAUAACCCGAAAAAUCCCUAUCCUCAUACGUCCACACUUAGAAACUAAUAGUACACAGACAUUUCGGACCCGAAAGUGCGCUAAUAACUCCUAUUUACAUAGCAUUUCAUCUUCGGACUGCGCAUCGCACGCGCACCCUUAUAUCUACGUAGAAAAACACGAAAAAACCCGAAAACCUGAAGAAAGACAGUCAAAAGUUGCACGAAGAAGUCAAGUCAGAUGGUACUCUGCGCCCCUAGUAUCAUUUUGACUGUGUUAUCCGAAAUACUACUUCGCACUUACGAAUAUUUUCCUUCAUCAUUUAUAUAGGCACCCUAGUGGGAACCAUCUAGCAUCGGACCCGAGACACGGACAUAGGGGAC